Messenger RNA from Saccostrea echinata, 682 nucleotides. RefSeq lists its product as uncharacterized. The record is from RefSeq and is a predicted model, not a curated record. The transcript has 3 exons. The coding region runs from base 1 to 462 and encodes 153 amino acids. Lineage: Eukaryota; Metazoa; Mollusca; Bivalvia; Ostreida; Ostreidae.
AUGGGGAAUGAAAGCCAGUUUGAUAUUUCUGUACAGUCUGAGAUGACGUCACUAGCUCACUGUCCCUCUGCAUAUGCCGUCUAUGACUACACACAUUUCAAUAUUUGUCUAAGAUACAUAUCGAUAUCAGCUAAUUAUACAGAAGCUGUUUCAAGGUGCCAGCAAGACGGCGGAGAUCUAGUCAGAAUCGAUUCCUUUCAAAAAUACGAUAUCUUUAAAGGACACAUAGGACAUUAUGCAGCUGAUGAUUCUAGCCAGAUCUGGGUACAGGGAGUAGAGAUCAACGACCAAUGGAUAUUUCAUGAUAGAACACUGAUGCCCGUUAUAUGUCCCCUCUUUGAAUCUAAUAUAUCAGGAAAGAUCCAUUUAACGUCGUAUGUUUAUCACAACUUCUCCUGUUUUGACUCUUCUCCCUCUUCAGAGCAUCACUACGUGUGUGAAAUCUAUCGAGUGUUUCCUUGAUUCAACGGAUACCUGAGAAACUGGUUUCUAAAAUUCAAACAUACUUUGCUUCCCACAAGAUAAAUGGUGUGACUAUUCUAAACAUCAUGAUUGUUUUCAAAUCAGAUUUGCGUUGCAUGAAAAGAAUGAUCUUUAUUUUACCUUUCUGAAGAAAGUCAGAAAUAGAAACUAGCAAAUGAAAUGAAAGCAAGUUUGAAAAGGCAUUUUCAAAAGAACAUAU